Molecule: messenger RNA, 2542 nt
Organism: Brassica rapa (field mustard)
Lineage: Eukaryota; Viridiplantae; Streptophyta; Magnoliopsida; Brassicales; Brassicaceae
Product: protein trichome birefringence-like 9
Cellular component (GO): Golgi apparatus
Molecular function (GO): O-acetyltransferase activity
Source: RefSeq, a predicted model, not a curated record
CUCUAUAUACCGAGCCUAUGAUCUUUAGUGUCAUUUUGUAUUUGUAUUAAUUUAUAUUAAAUGCUCUUUCAUGGUACAUAAACAUCGUUUUAAUUUUUUGUCAAUUAAUUUACUAAAGUUUUAAAAUAUUCCAUAAAUUGGUGGAGUAACAGUAAAUCCUAUUUGAUAUCUUUAUAUGUUUGAUUUUUUUUUCAAAAUAAUGAAUGGAGAUUGGUUUUAUUUUAUUCCACAAUUAUGCCAGGCAGAACAUAUUUUUAAUCAAUAUUGAUAAAUUCUAUAUUUGAUUGUGAUAUUUUGGCCUUGCAGGAGUUAGGUACUAGACUUCAGCGACCACUAGUUUUAAAUAAGGUAAAUGCUCUGCAAAUCAUUGUCUCUACCAAAUGAAUGAUUACCAAACUACUAGUAGAUUUGUAGCCGAUUAUGAUUCUACAAUGAAAUGUAAUAAUGAAUACAUAUACACACGCUUAGAACAAAAGGGUGUAGCAGCUUGAUGACAUGUUUUUCAACACGUUUAACAAACAAAACGAUCUCACAAAACUGAAAAGGACAUCGAUAGCCAUUAGCCAACACAUCUACACACAAAAUGGAAUGCUAUUCAAGCAAGUAAGCAACAUUGAUGCCAAUUUGCCAAAGACCACUAUCAAAAUGAGACUAGCUAGACUACAAGAUUAUUUGCAUUAUAGUAAUUUACUUAUACCAAAAGCUCUUGGAAAAUCCUUUUACGCAGGUCAACUUAAAAGAACCUUCAUAAAAAAGACAUUAAUUACUAUCUAAUGGUAUAAUCUUUAUUACAUAAGAUUAGUUCCAACGUCGUCGCUAAUCACAAUCCGGGAGAUGUAAUGACGAACGUGGGGCCAAGGAAGCUUCCAUCACGAUGUAACCGACGCAUACUCAUCGUUUAUUCUAUUCCUUUUAUAUCUAAAAAAAAAGAAUAACAGUCGUAUAAACAUUUGUAUUAUAGUUUGACGUCUCUAGCUUACGUGAAAGAGAAGACUUGUUCAAAGAGAGAAAGAAGAGAUCAUGGAUCAUCAACAACAACAACUCUUCUCUCUCUGCUCAGUUCCAUACGUUUUCAACAUCAAGAAACAUUUCUUCGUCAGCCUCUUUUCACUUAGCCUCCUCAUAUUCUCGACCCUCGUCAUCUUCAACCUUGUCGGCUCCUCCUCCUCCUUGGAGCCUCUUCUCCGUUUCGGAUUGUUGUCGCCCUCAUCGCAAAACUCAACAAAGGAUUGUGAUUACUCCAAAGGAAGAUGGGUUCGUAGAACAUCAUCAUCAUCAUCAUUGAUAUACGGAGAAGAGUGUCGCUUUCUUGAUUCAGGUUUUCGUUGUCGCAAGAACGGAAGAAAAGAUUCUGAUUAUCUAAACUGGCGAUGGCAACCACACGGCUGCGAUCUCCCACGGUUUAACGCAAGUGAUUUUCUGGAGAGGAGUAGGAACGGGAGGAUAGUGUUCGUGGGAGAUUCCAUUGGAAGAAACCAAUGGGAAUCACUCAUGUGCAUGCUCUCACAAGCAGUACCUAACAAGUCAGAGAUCUACGAAGUGUAUGGGAGCCCCAUAACCAAACACAAAGGCUUUCUCUCCAUGCGGUUCCCUCAGCAAAACCUCACAGUUGAGUACCACAGAACACCGUUCCUUGUCGUCAUUGGCCGGCCACCUGAACACUCACCGCAAGAGAUCAAAACCACAGUGAGAGUCGACGAGUUUAACUGGCAAUCAAAAAGAUGGGUUGACUCAGAUGUUCUUGUCUUCAACUCAGGGCACUGGUGGAACGAGGAGAAGACCGUGUUAGCAGGAACAUACUUUGAAGAGGGAAGGAAAGUGAACAAGACAAUGGGAGCAAUGGAGGCGUUUGGGAAGUCUUUGAAGACAUGGAAGUCAUGGGUGUUACAAAGACUUGAUCCUGACAAGAGCUAUGUCUUCUUCAGAAGCUACUCUCCAGUGCACUACAGAAACGGGACAUGGAACCUGGGAGGUCUAUGUGAUGCAGAGACUGGUCCUGAGACUGAUAAACAGAGAAUGGAGCCUGAUGCAGCUCACAAUAGAUAUAUCUAUGAAGCAAUUGAAGAGAUGAAGUAUCAACACAGUAAGGUUAAGUUUCUCAACAUUACGUAUCUGACAGAGUUUAGGAAAGACGGCCAUCCUUCUCGGUAUAGAGAGGGUGGUACUCCUGUUGAUGCUCCUCAAGACUGCAGCCACUGGUGCUUACCAGGGGUACCUGACACGUGGAAUGAGAUUCUCUAUGCGCAGCUGGUGUCAAUGAAUUAUAGAACAAAGUGAGGUUCAACCUUCAGGAUCAAGAGAUGGAUCAAAAGCAAGUACAAAGAGAAGGCAUUACCAAGCAUAGGCUAGAUUAGUUCAUUAACUCAGACAUACUGCCAAUGAUAGUUGUAAGCGUUAACGAUGGAGAGAUUCAUAUAGACAUGAUUUUGUACAAAGCAACCAUCAACACAUCAGUGUAGAAGUUCUGAAACUGAAACUUAACAGAUCAUACCAGUCUGGAAACAUUAUUGAUCAUCAUCUGUAAUAAAAAGCGAUAUAUACA